AUGUCCGCCAAUCCUCCAGCUAGCGCCGUGAACACGAUCCUUCAACUUAUGCUGGCAAACGAAGUUUCACUCUGGGAUCUCACGAAAAUGGUGUUGUCAACACCACGGCCGAACUAUCAACCAAUAAAGGACUCACUUCGGCAGCAUGCGGUUGAGAUUUGCUGUCUGCUCUUCUCGUCGGUUGGAUGUCGUGAGAUCGUGUUUAGCUGGGCUUUUGAAAUAGUUGUCGAGGUUCUGUGUGAAGAAAUAGUUGAUCUAUCGAGCGAGUGCAACGGCCUGCACUUCAAAGCGUCAAAAACGACGUCUACACAACUUGAAGAUUCGUUUAUGCGCACACUUGCGCUAAAAAUCAAAAAAGUCGCACCAAAUGACGAGGAGAUGGACCUUGGUGAAUUUGGGGGGGACGACUCUGCCGUGAUUAACGAGUCAGAUUCCAACAAAAGGAGGCACGAGAAUGACGAAGGGAAAGCACGGAAACGGCAACGACGAGCUGGAGAAAGGAAUGCAGCACUAAUGAUAAUAAAAACAGUGAUCUGCGCGUGCAUCUUUGCGCAGAACUCAAACGAGCGCUGCAACACACUGCAGUGCAUCUUCGGCAUCUUUCUGCACUCAUCUGGCGUACCGCAGAGAGUUAUAGAUGUACUUGCACAUGCUGGCUUCUCUAUCAGCACGCAAUCCAUUACGACAGCCGUAAAAUCCCUGUCAAAAGAAGCGGGCGUUCAAAUCAAACGAGCAGUGCAGACACUGACAACAGCACUUGCCUAUGACAACUUCGACAUCGAUUUUAAGACCGCACAGCCAACAAUCGAGCAUCAAUCCCAAUUCGUCAGUUCAACUUCUGCAACCGCAAUACCAUUGUAUGGUGUUGAUGACCCCGCUGUCCUUCGCUGCUCGCAGGAGAUA
Suillus clintonianus is the source of this 903-nucleotide messenger RNA. RefSeq lists its product as uncharacterized. The record is from RefSeq and is a predicted model, not a curated record. Lineage: Eukaryota; Fungi; Basidiomycota; Agaricomycetes; Boletales; Suillaceae. The transcript is spliced from 3 exons. The annotation marks the transcript as partial.